This is a messenger RNA of Gossypium arboreum, 528 nucleotides long. RefSeq names its product probable disease resistance protein At1g15890. Gene Ontology annotation, molecular function: ADP binding. The record is from RefSeq and is a predicted model, not a curated record. The transcript has 2 exons. The coding region runs from base 1 to 528 and encodes 175 amino acids. Lineage: Eukaryota; Viridiplantae; Streptophyta; Magnoliopsida; Malvales; Malvaceae.
AUGACGUCUAGGAAGCUCGUUUUAUUGAAGUUGAUGGGUUCUCAGAAAAGCCAUCCAAUUGAUAUCCUGAAAGAAGAUGAAGCAUGUAAGCUGUUUAAGAACGUGACUGCUCCUAUUGCUGAAAGAGCUGAGUUCCAAUAUACAGCAAAUAAAGUUGCCCAAAAAUGUGAAGGAUUUCCGAUCGCUAUUGCAGCAGUUGCAAAGGCUUUGAAAUAUAAGGAGAAUCUGUGUGAAUGGGAGGAUGCUCUGGAGCAGCUAAAGCCCUCUGAAAUAAACUUCAGGGGUAUCUCAGGUGCUGUGUAUUCAGCUAUUGAGAUGAGCUACAAAUACUUGGAAAGGGAAGAACUUAAAAUUCACUUUCUUGCUCUGCUAGGCUUGGGUUUAUUUCGUGACCUUGACACAAUAGAGAAGGUACUGAACAGAGUAUUGACAUUGGCUAGUGAACUCAAAGACUCUUCUCUGUUAUUUGCUAAUUCUACCCCUGAAUGCUGUGAUAUGGAUGAUGUUGUCUGCGAUGUUGCCAUUUGA